AUGCCCACUGAAGGGGAAGACCGGUCAUCACAGACGAUAACGUUGCAAUUUGGGAGGGCGUCGAAUCACGUCGGGGCUCAUUAUUGGAAUAUUCUCGAUAAGGGUGAUGAUAAGAAGGUCAAGCAAGCCCUGUACAGGACGAACACCGCCACCCCUCGAGUCUUCAUAUGCGACUUCAACAGGUCACUUGGCCCGGUUUCGUCAUGUCGAGUGGACCCCCGUAUAGAGGCAAAUAACAUCGGACGAUUAUACGCCGACGAUUAUAGUGAGAAGGUGCCGGGCUCUGGGAAUGUGAAGAUUUAUCAAAGGGAUGGUAUGGGAGAUGGCAUGCAUUGGAGUGAAUAUAUGGGUACUCCACUGGAACGAUGUUAUAAACAUUUCGUCAGUGGCAACUACGGCGUUAAAGAAGACGCCUAUUAUUAUUCGUCUACUACUGAUUGGUCGGAAACGGCAAUACGAAAGCUCAUCGAAGGCUGCGAUAGUUUGAAAACAGUGCAGAUGCUCUACGACGUUUCGACCUCCUUUGCGGGGGAGUGUGUUGCGGCCUUCGAGUGGUUGGCUGAAGAGGUGCCCAAGAAGGACGUCAUUUUAUUGCCUUUAGAGACAUUUGGGAAAGGUGUUGAAGGAGAAUAUUGGAGCCUCAAUUUUGCCUAUUCGAUAUGUCACUGUGUGCCGAGUGAGAGUAGUCCUCUUCACGUCCUUGGCUGCCUCCCCACUGGAGCUCAGCCUCUGGGGUCUAUUCUGGACAAUGCUGGCUUAUACAAGCGGUCAGCCCCUUUAGCUUUAUCACUGGCUGCAUUGACGUACUCUGGAGGGUUUGAGAAGAAUAGGGCGUUUGGGAAGCUGAGCGACUGGGGUGUGCUCGGUGGCUGUGGAGAAGGCUGGAAAUACACCGCGAAUAAGGUACCUAUACCGGAGCAUUUCCCUCGGGGGUAUGUAGGUCUAGAGGAUGAUGCUGAGAUGAUAUCAGUGGAAACGUCUCUGGAGUGUUGGGGACCCAACAGUCGGAAAGAGGUAACUCGGUGUUUGUCGGAAUUACGGAAACUGAGAACAGGAGGUGGCCUUAACCGAUGCAUAGAAAUGGCUGUCCUAUCUUCGCAAGGAGAGAGUGCCCCAGAGGGCGUCGAGGGAGCUCAUGGGGAUCACCAUACGCAUUACCAUCACAAUGAUGUAUUGCACUUUCCGAUGUCCGUGGAUGAGUUGAGGGCGAGGAGGGCGGCAGCGAAUCAACGUGCAACUGCGGUUAUAGUGAAGUCGCAGUCUAGUAGUUCGAAGAAAAAAGCGGCGGAUGGUCAUGCGGGAGUCCUUCUCGAACCCAUUCAUGAGACCUACGUUUUGGACCAUGUGGCUGACUUGUUACGAAAACAGCAUCUCGCUAUGACGGCUCCGACGUUUCGCACGCGAAUCGAACCGGAAGUCAUUUUCUCAGCAAAUUUGUUCUUUCGCCGAUUUUUUGCACAUCACUCGGUAUUGGAGUUCGACCCUCUGGUCGUCAUUUUCUGUUGUGUAUCUCUCGCGUGCAAAACUGAGGAGUUUCAUGAUACCGACGUGCGUGGCCUCAUGCUCAUGCCGGAGGGGGCCGACGCGGGCGGAGGUAAAUAUGUUGUCGACCCGAAGAUCCUCGCGGAGGUAACGUCUUGA
Perkinsus marinus ATCC 50983 is the source of this 1641-nucleotide messenger RNA. RefSeq lists its product as hypothetical. Gene Ontology annotation, cellular component: cytoplasm. The record is from RefSeq and is a predicted model, not a curated record. The transcript has 12 exons. NCBI's taxonomy places the organism in Eukaryota, Perkinsozoa, Perkinsida, Perkinsidae. Bases 1 to 1641 code for a protein of 546 amino acids.